AUGGGUCAUUUUUUUAGUGAAUUUGGAUACAAAAUAUUUUCACUUUCUAAUGGAGAGCUUCUUGGUAAAUUCACUGAUAAUCAUAAUCAAGUUGGAACUCAAUGUAUUUCCAUGAAUGAAGAACUUAUUGCAUUGGGUACACAUAAAGGAAUCAUUCAUGUACUUUCAUUGGCAGAUGAAAGAAAAAUUGCACAAUUUGAAGUAUUUAAUGAUCGGCAGAUUGCAGGGAUUCAACUUGUUGGUAAUAACAUGGUAAUUUCAGUUUCAUCAAUAAAUGGAAUUAUUGAAGUUUUUAAUGUGAAAACUCAUGAAUGUAUUCACAAAUCCACCAUCCUAAAAACAUCGAUUAGUUCAUGUACAAUUGAUUAUUACAGUGAUGCUAAAUGUGAUAUAUUAUGCAUUGCACCACAAGGAUCAGUUUUUCAUUUAAGAUGGGAUUUUAAUAUGACAUCAUCAACGACAAAUUUGAUGGAAAAUGAAGAUGGUGACGAGGAAGAAAAAUUAAGAGGAAUAUUUUCAAAGGAACCAAAGAUACUUUAUAAAAAUGAAGAUUUUCUACACAAAAUAUUAUGUGUUGGAAUCGAUUCUAAAUACAAUCAUGGAAUAAUUGGAUCUUUACUUUCUUAUCCUGCAAAAAGUAAAUUAUUGAUUUAUAAUCCAAAUAAAGGACCUUAUGACAUGGAUAAUAAUACUUCACCAUCUGUCGUUACUAGUACAUCUUUGGAAAAUAUAAUAAAUACAGUAUUUGUUGCAUUAAGCAUUGACGAGGAAAGAAUCGUGGCUGGAUUGGUUGUUGAAUGUGAUGGUGAUGGAAAUGUCGUAAUUGAAGAUGCCGGUCAUAAAUUGAUUGACGACCAAAAUCAAUUAUCUUUAAAAAUGAAGGAUGGUUAA
Entrophospora sp. SA101 is the source of this 891-nucleotide messenger RNA. NCBI's taxonomy places the organism in Eukaryota, Fungi, Glomeromycota, Glomeromycetes, Entrophosporales, Entrophosporaceae. The record is from the annotation of a GenBank genome assembly.